CGCUGCUAUAUCUAAAUGAAAAAGGUGAAAUUGAAGCUUUUAUGCAAAAAUUCGAAAUAAUAUCGGAAUGUCAAAAUUGAAUGCUAUCGUAGUGGUCGCGAAACUGUUAUUCUGAUUGUGCGGUUUAAAUAUACUUACAGACAUCAACGAGUGGAUUUUUAAAUGACAUUAUGCGCACAAUUUUAUUCGAUCGCUGUCUAAUGGAAUAUAAUGUUCAUAAUUGGGUAAAGAGAAGCACUGGGACUGUCAGCGUGCACGCGAAGCCCUAUCGCGCGAACAACGGCGAUCGAAUGUGUCUGACCACCGCGUAUGAUCAGUUAGUGUUUGUUGUUCGAUGUUGGCGAAGGAAUACAAUAUACGGAAAGAAGCAGAGGACAAUAUAAAAGAGCAUGAAGCUCUUUACUUUGGUGAAGGUCGCGUACGCUAUGCUGGUGAUCACCCUGUUGCUGAUGAUGUGGGCGUCCAUGGCGCGGAUGCACGAGCUACCGGUCCACUAUCCACCGUGUUUCUUUAAUCCGCUUUGCACUUGUUCGAAAGCCAUGCCGGAUCUUGGCAGAGUGGCGUGUUACAGUGUACCGAUGCCACGAAUACCGCAGGCGAUUAAUUCAUCUAAAAUGUAUAUGCUGCAACUGGAGAACAACGGGCUGAGAUUUCUGCAGCCACAGUAUCUUAUGAAUACUGGUCUCUACCAACUACAGAUUAAGCAUAAUCCUCUGGCGGAUAUUCCGGAAGAAGCCUUUCUAGGUCUUGAAAGAUCAUUAUCGAUGCUCGACUUGUCCUACAAUCAACUCGCAAACAUACCGAGCAAAUCAUUUAGACAUUUACAAAAACUGGAAGUUCUCGAACUCACAGGCAACAAGAUAUCUCGCAUUGUGCCGAAGAAUUGGCGUGGUUUGGAGAACUCUUUACAAACUCUACGUUUGGGGAAAAAUGCGAUUGAGAAAUUGCCAGCCGAUGCCUUCGUUAGUCUCACGUAUUUAGAGAUCCUUGAUCUUCGAGAAAAUAGUUUGAAAGAGAUCGAUCCUUCGGUAUUCAGAGAUGGGAUGGCUCACCUGACACACUUUUAUUUGAAUGACAAUCAACUGACAUACGUGCCGUAUAUCCAAUUAUUUUCAUUAAAACGUAUGAAGGUCCUUGAUCUCAGUUACAACAAGAUAUCAAAAAUGCUGCACGCUCAACAGGAACCGGAGGUCAGGGGUAUACAGAUGUCUUUGGAUGUGUUGCAACUGGAUUAUAAUCAGAUAAAAACUCUCGCAUCCGGUGAUUUUCAACAUUUUUACAAGGUCAACCGCACAUAUCUUAGAGGCAAUCCCUUGAUGACUAUCGAGGAGGGUACGUUCAAAGAUUCACGCAUUCGUGAGCUAUAUUUGAGCGAUUGCGAUUUGCUGGAGAUCAACUCGGCCAACUUAGCCGGCUUGGAAUCGUCGCUCGAGUUAUUGGACGUGUCAGGAAAUAAUAUAACUAUGCUUCCUAAUCGUCUAUUUCAAGAAUUCGAUCUCCUGCAUACGCUUAUCUUCCGCGAGAAUCGUAUCAACACAUUUUCGCCAACUGAAGUUUUUAGUGGCUUCCAAUAUUUGUAUAAUUUGGAUCUCAGCGGCAAGCAGAACGGCAUGAUUUCCCUUCAAGACCUACGACAAAUGAGAAAUUUGCGUUUCCUCUCGAUCUCCCGAAUGCCACAGGCAAUCUUAUCGGCGAAUGAUUUUCUAGAAUUUGGUAUGGACAUCAAAGAAUUACGGAUAAUUAAUAGUAAUCUGAACACGAUCAAAAAUCACGCUUUCAUGCACGUUCGCGGAAUCAAGUAUCUUGAUUUUUCUGAAAACUCGAUAUCGACUAUAGAUGAUGAUGCUUUUUCGGAGGUGGGCUAUUCUCUUUUAACAUUAAGGAUGUCUCAUGGUCUCUCCUCCUCAAUUUCUGAAAUACCAAAUCGGCCAUUUAAAUCGUUAAGGAAUUUGCAGCAUCUUGACCUUAGCAAUAACAAGAUACGAUCUUUAUCUGCUACAUCUUUUCAUUUUUUAAAUAGGAUAAAACGCAUUGAGCUUCAGGAUAAUGAAAUUGAUAGUAUACUGAAGGGUACCUUUCAGGGUGAAAUCCAUUCAACGCUAGAAGAAAUCAACUUCGCUUUUAAUCAAGUGAGGGAUUUGCAAACUCAUACAUUCAUUGAUUUGUCGGCUUUAAUGACAAUUAAUCUGGAGGACAAUACCAUCGAGAGGAUCGAAAGACGAGCCUUUAUAAAUAUGAACCGACUUAAAUAUAUCAAUCUGCGCGGCAACAAGAUUAGAGACAUCACCGAUGAAGCCUUUCAAAAUUUACCAGAUCUUGAGUUUCUUGAUCUCGCAUAUAACAAUCUUAAUGAAUUUGACUUCGCCUCAUUCGAUCAAGUGGGUACAUUAUCAUCAUUCAAAGUCAACGUUAGUCAUAAUGAAAUUUCAAGAUUAUGGGUAAAUAGCACCUCUUUCACACCUUCAUCUGUCGUUGGUGGUAAUGUGCAAUCGAACAUCAAAGUUCUGGAUUUGAGUUACAAUAAUAUCUCCGAUAUUGCGAAAUAUUAUUUCAAGCCGGUCGAGUACUCACUCACUCAUCUGUAUCUGUCAAACAAUCAAUUAAGAAACAUCACUCAGGAUGUCUUUGGCAAUAUGGCUCACUUGCAAUGGCUCGACCUGAGACAUAAUGAGCUGAUAGAAAUAUAUUUUGAUUGCUUGAAGAACACGAACAACUUGCAAGUGUUACUUUUCUCCUGGAACGAAAUCACGGACAUCCCAGCGGAGACUCUAAGAUCCUUGAAGAAACUGCGCAUCGUGGAUUUGUCUCAUAACAAACUGAGAACACUGCCAGACAACAUGUUUACUGACUCUGAUAUAGAGAGUCUUGAUCUCUCGCACAAUCAAUUCACGAGACUGCCCGUCAAAAGUAUGUCAGUGACUUCCACUGCAAAUUUGGCAAAUUUGGAUAUGUCUUGGAACAUUCUAUCGGGGAUUCACACCACCGACACGAUAUUCAGACUUAGAGAAUUUCUUUUUCCACGGCUAGAUGAGUUGGACUUAGGGGACAUUUGGUUCCAACAAGAUGGUGCAACGGCACACACUUCAAGAGCAUCGAUGGCUGUUUUGAGGGAACACUUCCCAGAGCGCCUCAUCUCAAUUAGGGGCGAUUUGGAGUGGCCGGCCCACUCUCCCGAUUUGACCCCUUGUGAUUUUUUUCUAUGGGGUUUUUUGAAAUCCCGUGUUUAUGUGAACCGUCCAAGGACUCUACAAGAUUUGAAGACCAACAUCCAGGAAGAAAUUGCCAACAUAACGCCUGCUAUGCUGGCAAAAGUCAUGACAAACACCAGAAAUCGGUUUACUCAAUGUAUGGAGAAUGAGGGACGUCACCUAUCUGAUUUGAUCUUCAAAACUAUCCUGUCCUCAAGAUUGGUCCAUUUAGACAGGAUGAACUUAAUGGCUGACCUACUGAUCAUAUUAUUCUCGUUAAAGAGGAAACUUCUGUAUCUCGGUCUGAGCAAUAUUUCUCUCUUAAGUAUUCCAGAGUUGCCUCUAAGACGAUUGCAAACUUUAAAUCUGGCAUAUAACGGGUUGGCAUCGAUUUCUCCGGAAAUGUCGUCCAAUCUUACAUCUCUUCAUUAUUUAGAUUUAAGUUAUAAUGAUUUAACAGUGGUACCCUUGAUUACUCACACAUUACCGGAAUUAAAAACCUUCAAUUUGGCGAACAAUCCCAUUACUGCUAUUACAAAUACUAGUUUUCUUGGUGUGGCUGAUAGUCUCGAAGAGCUCGAUAUACGAAAACUCAGUCUGUCAAUCUUUGAGGCAGGAGCACUUUGCAAAGCUACCAAACUCCGCAAACUAUACAUUACUGCGUACAAUAGUAUAAAGAAUUUCAACUUUCCCAACAUCCUAAAAUAUAACCACGGUUUAAAACAUUUGCUCAUUGAUAUUCAAAAUGACACCAAUCUAGAGAAAGAAAUGAGAGGGAAAUUGCCUUACAAAUUAUACAACAUUACGUUGACUGGUAAAGCUUUGAAGACUAUACAUCCAGAGAUACUACACGGUGUGCGAAAUCCCCAUCUUCACUUCAGUUUAUACAAUACCAGCGUGGCGAUUGUGCCGCGAGAAAUAUUUAGAAACGCUCAGCGUGUGCGUAAUGUAACCGUGGAAAUCCGCAAUAGCGAUAUACGAUCAUUGCAUAAUCCAUCAUCCAGUUAUAAACCGGGAGUACCAGGCCAGCGGUUUCUCAUGAAACUUCGAUUAGCGGAUAGUCAUAUCAAUUGCGAUUGCGAUAUUGGAUGGAUAGAAAUAUGGCAAAGGAAGCACAGACAAUAUCAAGAGGACCAAUGUAUUUCUUACGACGAAUUCCAUAAUUUCGAGCGAGAGGAGGUCGACGAAUUUAAUUGUUGGGACAAUGGUUGGGAUGACGAUAUCCGCGAGACGUUCUGUCUGAACAAAAACAACGUAUCAUUGUCAAAUUUAUUAAAAACGGAGCUGGAAUGUGGAUGGGCCAUGGCAAGCACUAUCGAGCUGAACACUAUUUUCUUGGUGUUUUCAGUCAUUUUAGCUGCUGUUUAUUAAGCAUCUUUUUCUCAAU
Molecule: messenger RNA, 4575 nt
Organism: Trachymyrmex cornetzi
Lineage: Eukaryota; Metazoa; Arthropoda; Insecta; Hymenoptera; Formicidae
Gene: chp
Product: leucine rich repeat containing G protein-coupled receptor chaoptin
Exons: 17
Coding region: 390-4559 (1389 amino acids)
Cellular component (GO): extracellular matrix
Molecular function (GO): nucleic acid binding; protein binding
Source: RefSeq, a predicted model, not a curated record